AUGAUCAGGCAGCGCAGGCAAGUUGGCAGCCCGCUGACAAUUGCAUCGGAGUCCAAUGAGGGCCCUUCAACGACUCGUCUAUCAGCAACUCUGAGACUACGUGCAGAAAGUGCAGAAGACCGAUCGAUCCCCGAUGAGCACAGUGAUAUUCGAAGUCCAGCUCGGCAUAUACAGUGGAGAGAUGACGUUAUCGACAACGAGGGAAUGGGGAAAAAAAGCUCCAAAGUCUGCUGCAUAUACCAUAAAGCUCGACCUGUCGGUGAAAGUAGCUCAGAAUCAGAAUCGUCUGAUUCCAGUGAGUCCGAUUCCGAUUCCGAUUACGGCGCUGAUUAUCAGACUCAUUGUAACGGCGGGCGGCGGUCUCGUCAUCACAUGAGUUGUGACAACAACAGCCCUAGACAUACAUCAUCAGAACAGCCAUCGGAUACCGCAAAGACAAGACGAAGAAAACCUAGCCCCAAUGCCUACGAGAAGAUGCCGAAGACAACAAGGGAUCGUUGA
This is a messenger RNA of Aspergillus japonicus CBS 114.51, 501 nucleotides long. Its product is annotated as PPP1R11/YPI1 family protein. Lineage: Eukaryota; Fungi; Ascomycota; Eurotiomycetes; Eurotiales; Aspergillaceae. The record is from RefSeq and is a predicted model, not a curated record. The transcript is spliced from 4 exons. Gene Ontology annotation, molecular function: protein serine/threonine phosphatase inhibitor activity; protein phosphatase 1 binding. Gene Ontology annotation, cellular component: nucleus. Bases 1 to 501 code for a protein of 166 amino acids.